CGUGGCUCUGAGGCUGCUGCUCCUGCGGGUGCCUGGCUGGCCGGGGAGGCGCGAGCAGGAUGGCGGCGACGGCAGCCCCGUCAGCAUCCGCCGCAGCCGCUGCUGCCGAGAAGGAGGCGAGCCAGCAGAGCAGCCUGGGCGCCUACUCGCCCGUGGACUACAUGAGCAUCACCAGCUUCCCCCGCUUGCCCGAGGAGGAGCCCGGCAGCGGCAGCGCCGCCGAGAGCUGCCUGCGCUCCAGGAAGGAGGAAGAUGCGUUCCUGGGAGAGCAGGAUGCCGAUCCAGAUUCUUUCUUAAAAUCAGCUCGUCUUCAGCGCCUGCCUUCCUCUUCAUCAGAAAUGGGCAGUCAGGAUGUCUCACCCCUCCAGGAGACCAGCAAGGACCCAUUCUCUGGGGAUUGCAGUUGUCGCCAGGAUGGUCUGACUGUGAUCAUCACCGCCUGCCUAACAUUUGCAACAGGAGUCACGGUUGCCUUAAUCAUGCAGAUUUACUUUGGAGAUCCACAGAUAUUCCAUCAAGGUGCCGUAGUCACCGAUGCUGCUCGCUGUACUGCAUUGGGGAUCGAGGUACUGAACAAACAAGGCUCCUCUGUGGAUGCAGCCAUCACCUCAGCCUUAUGCUCAGGAAUUAUCAACCCUCACACAGCCGGCAUUGGUGGCGGAGGAGUAAUGCUGGUUCAUGACAUCAGGAAGAAUGAGAGCCGGGUGAUUGAUUUCCGAGAGACAGCCCCUUUCAGCAUCCAAGAAGAGGGUCUUAGGAAGGCUUGGGAAACAAAGCCGGGUCUUCUGGUUGGUGUUCCAGGCAUGAUCAAGGGACUCCAUGAAGCACAUCAGUCUUAUGGGAGACUGCCAUGGAGACAGUUGUUGGGCCUUGCUGCAGAUGUAGCCCAGGAUGGAUUCAACGUCACACAUGAUUUAGCAACGGCUAUCAAAGAAAUGAAGGAACAGCAUAACUUCUCAGAUAAAUUCAGAGACACCUUCCUUCCAGAUGGUCAGCCCCUACUGCCUGGCAUGUUUGUGAGAAGACCAGACCUGGCUGCUCUUCUAGACUUGCUUGGGUCAGGAGGGAUCUCAGCUUUCUACAGUGGAAAUGUGACACAAGAGAUUAUUUCAGAGGUGCUUAAUUUUGGAGGUACCUUGUCUGAAGAAGACUUCAGUAACUACACUGUCUUGGUGGAAAAUCCAGUCCAUACAGUAUAUCAAGGUCACCUUGUUCUCAGUCCAUCACCUCCACAUGUAGGUCCUGCACUGGUCACAGCUCUGAACAUCCUUGAGGGUUUCAAUAUCACCAGCCAGGUAGCCAAGGAAAAUAUCCUCCACUGGAUAACAGGGACCUUAAAAGUAGUACUGGCACUAGCUAGCAACCUGGGGGACCCUUUCUAUGAUGCAUCCAUUUCUCACAGUGUAGAAGACAUGAUGAGUAAAUCCAAGGCAAAUUUCCUGCGUCAACAGAUUGAUUCUCAGUCUUUCCCAGCUGAUUAUCACAUUCCAAAUUUCUCCAUGGAAAGUGGACCCUCUGCUAGUCAGGUCCUUGUCAUGGGACCUGAUGACUACAUUGUUGCAGUUGUAAGCUCCUUGAACCGGCCAUUUGGAAGUGGAAUAAUGACUUCUUCUGGAAUCCUUCUAAACAGUCAGAUGCUGGAUUUUUCUUGGAUGAAUGAAACAGAAGACCAUUCAUCUCCCAAUUUGAGGAACUUUAUUCAGCCUGGGAAAAGGCCUUUGUCAUUUUUAUUACCCACUGUUGUCCGGCCAUCAGAAGGAAUGUGUGGGACUUACCUUUGUCUGGGAGCCAAUGGUGGAGACAAAGCUUUGAGCAGCAUCACACAGGUUUUAGUAAAUGUUUUAACAUAUAACAAGAACCUGAGUGACAGUCUGUCACUAGGCCGGCUUCACCCUCAACUUCAAUCUAAUAUCCUGGAAGUUGACAGUGAGUUUCCUGAAGAAGACAUCAAAUACUUUACAACUAGGGGUCAACCUGUGAACAAAGUCGAGGUUCUCUCUGUAGUUCACGGAGCCAGAAGAACCAACAAUUUCAUAAUUGGUGUGAAGGACCCAAGAAGUGUGGAUGCAGCAGGAGCCACAAUAUUAUAGCAACUCCUGGAUGGGUUUGUUCACAAAAUAAGGCUUUUUCCAAAACACAUUGUGCAUGUUUCCAAACAGUCCCUUUAUCAUUCCCCCUUAUGUGGAACAAACAGUGUUUGUUGUGGGUUUCUACAUUGCUAAAUAGACCCUUCUGCACUUCUAUACUAAAAGCAAUGCAGCAAUGAAGGCUGAUAAAGGCACAAUACAAACCCUUCGAUUUUUUGUUUUGCUUUGUUAUUAUGAACUUGAGUUAUAAGAAUCUCAGGCAUUAUUGUAAUAGGAGCACAGGGAAUAGGUUUAAUUUCAGCAGCACCCUGUCAAUAGUCGAUUCCAGGCAUUUAAUGCAGAACAGAGAGAUAUUUCUAAAUUAAACACUGGGAACAUUCAAGAAGCAAAUUGCUGGGUGUGUACAAAUAUACCAUUCUGAGACCACUGACGGCAGGUUCCCUGCUCUGUAAAUACACAUACUUCUUCUGUUCUGAGAUAAGUUCUUUAAAAAGAGAAGAAUCACAGUUCCACAGGUUUGAGUUUGAAUGGGAUGAAUGGGUAAAUCACAGAAUCAUAUAAUAGUAGACUUGGGAGGGGCCUAUAAGGCCAUCAAGUCCAACCCCCUGCUCAAUGCAGGAAAUAAAAUCUAUCUGUGGAGGAUGCCUAUUGGUUGAUAUACAUGGUAUCAUUAACUUCCUCUUUUCUAAUUUCUGCAACAGUUUUGCAGUUUAAAAUAAAGUUUUUUAUUCCCACCCCCUGCCUUCUAAGGCAAGGAUAAACACAGAGAGAUAUAACCACAUAUGUGUGUUGCUUUUAAAAAAGGCAUCUAGCCUGCCUGACUCAUUUGGGAAAGGCUACAUCUGGUGGCUGAUCCAGCAUUUGACCUCAUACUUUGUGUAUUUGUCAUGGAAGUUUCGGCUUCACUGUGUGCUGGCUGGGUUCACACACAUACUGCUUUGAGUGCUUUUUAAAUGGUACCUUUGUAUUAACCGGCAAAGAUAACAAAUGGUUUAUCUCUCAAAGGACUUUGCCAGCGCAGAGAACCCUCUCCUCAGUGUGUUGAGGAUUGGGCAAAAAUCUUUCUUUAUCUCUGUAUUUAUUUCUGCUACUUUAGUAAUCAUUCCCUCUUUUCCAAAUUGCUUCUUCUCAAGUAGAUGAAUGGAGAAUAAGAACAAUUGGAUAAGACCUAAGCAUUCUCAAAUAUUCUCUGUGAGUCAAAUGUUUUGUACCAGCAUACAUGUUCUAAGAGCAUAUUGGUUCCAUAUAUUAAUGUAAGUUUUUAUAAUCUUCAUUUUGUCUCUCUGCCCCAAAGGCAUCUUCUUGGUGGCGUCAGCCACUAUGGUAUCUUGCUAGUGAUUUCAACAAGUUGGGGAUGCCAUUUACAGUGUUUGACACAAUGCACUAUGUAGUUCAACUCUGGGUCUGUUAUGCUAUAUCCAUACUGCGGGAAAGCUGUCUUUCAGUUUCUUAGUGCUGCUCUCCAGAGCAGUUCUGCCAUUGAAAUAACAUUGCAAACUGUAAUGCAGAAAGAACUCAGGCAGAUUCAGUGUAAUCUUCCACUGAAUAAGUUAACUGUAACCUUGCUGUUAGUCCCAUGGUUUUCCAUACUGCUGGAGUUCCACUGCAGCUUAUUGUAUUUAUUGGGCAAUACCAAAGGGAUCCAAUAAUAAAGCAAGGCCCAACAUAACAAAAACAAACAAAAAAUGCAAUCCCUUUUCACAUAAAUGUUAUAACUAUAAUUUUCAAAUCAUUAACUUUGGAAAACCAUUGGCAAAAUAUGGGGGGGAGGGGGAGAGAUUGCAAAGAAGAGUUAGGCUCAUCUGUAGUAGUACUCACUGUCUCUUGACCCAUGUUUCCCAUUUUAUCUUGAUAUAUGCUGAAAGACAGCUAACCAAACUAGGUCAAGACUUUGCAUAUUUAUUAUUUCAAUAAUAAAAGCAAAAAUAUUAAGACAUUUCAUAUUGACAGAUUCUAAAACUGUCAUGUAGAUAUUUCUCCUGUUCUUUUAGUAAGUUCUAAUCUUAAUUUACUUGUAGCUGACUUCUUGCCAAUCUUAUCUCACUUUCCUUCAUUAAUCCGGAGUUUUUGUAAACUGAUACGACACAUCUGCUCAGCUCUUGCAAAGCUUACCUUCAGAUUAAUUUCGAACAACAUUGCCAAUGCCUACAACAUGCUAAAGGAGAAAUAAGAAUACAUAAAGAAGAAAUAAGAAUCCAGGACAAAGUAUUAGGCUGUGAAAAAAAGGAAAAAAGAAAGAUGUAAAAUCAAUAGGAAUGUGGUUUACUACUAUUCUGAAAGCCCACUACCCAAAGAGGUAAAGGUGUACAUCUUCUUUGAAGUUUAUCCCAUUGGUGUCAAUUAGGAUACAUCAAGAUUUUUUCAAAGUAACUUGGUUUGUGUUUGUACCCAAAGUUAUUUUAUACAUCCUCCAAAUCAGUCUUCAUUGGGCUGAUUUGUGAAGCACGAGAAACGUUGCUGCUUGUUAAUACUAGAGGUAAAUACUUAGACAUGGGCAAUUGUUACAGAUUAUUUCCAGAUGGAUGCUGACACCAUUAGUUUAUUAUGUCACAAAUCAAUCAAGAGGAGCCUACAUAGGGAUUAUUAUGAGAUAUGUAAAAAUAUUUCAAUUCUAUAUGUAGAUAAUGAUGGGUACAUCAGAACAGCUCUCUUAAUGUGAAAGACACAUUCGGUGAAUGCAUGGAGGCAGGGUGCAGUAGGAUAUUCUGUUCCCAACCUCCACAUGUUCAUCUGAAGGUAUGCAUAGUGACAUCCCUAUAUGUGUGGCACUGCAUUAAUGUAGGCUCUAACUGUGUGUUUGGGGAACCUGGAUACCUGAUUGUGCAAAUGGAGUUAAUGCAUGUACAGCUCUGUGCACAUCUUCAGCUGAAAAUAUAGAAGCUUGUGGAGUGGACAAAAGAAAUGAUUGCAUCCUCCCCUAUGGGAGGAUUCAGUGUUCACUGAAUGUGAGAAGAUCUCUUUGAAGAUAAAAGGAAAUUCAUAAUUCUACACCAUCUAAGGCCCCAUCUGCAUCAUGUAGGUCUGCACUAUGCAGAGUUCUCUAGGAAGAGGGAUUGAUUGUUAAACCACUCUGGGAAUUGUACCUCUGUGAGGGGAACAACUCCCAGAACCCUUAACAAACAACAGAUCCCAGGAUUCUUUGGGGGAAGCCACAACUGUUUAAAGUGGUACAUUACGGCUUUAAAUGUAUAGUGCAGACAGGAACUAAAAGAAAACACAAAGUUUCUGCCUUUGGCUCCAUUAAUUAAAAAAAAAUACAUUAGUGUACUGAUUCAUUCCAGUGAGCAUUUGAACAUCUUUUCCCCCCUACAAAAUAUAAUUUCACAGCACUUGAAAAAAAUAACCACACACACACACACUCUUUCUCUAUAAUGAUUUCAGAUCAGAUCAAUGUAUAACUUAUGUUGGUUUUCUCCAUAGUAUUAUUGUACCUUUCACUAUUGUACAUAUUUUGUAUGUAUAUACAGCUAACAGCUGUUCCGGGUCUUAUAUCCCAGUGAACUGGAAUCCAAGGAAUACUGUCUUACUCAUAUGCCACAUUUAAAUGGCAGAAAAACAUCUUAAUAUGAAGAAUGGCCACUUCUAAUGUUGGGCAGAAGCCAUCACUGAUUAUGCUUUCUGCUUGAAUGAUCUCAGUGUAGUUUACAAUCGUUCACUGGUUAAGGGCUCAUUCAGUUGUUAUAUUAUAAGAUCAUGAGAUUUUUGAAUGUUUGUAUGACACCUCUAACAUCACCCAAGCUACAUGCUGACUGUCUUCGGUAUCAAAGCCAUAGGUAAGGCUCCAUCACAUUCCAAAAAAGAUAUCCUAGGAUGGAGUGAUUGAGAUGAAGAAGUGGGGUUGUACAGAUAGGGUGAAACUCAAUCUGGGAUGUAGUUAAUGGGGCUGGUUUAGCCUUCAUCCUGCUGCUGUCCUUGAGUACCAUUCACUUUUCUUCAAUGAAGGGCUUCAUUUGGGAACAAGUGUCUGGGGAAGACAAAACUGGUCACUAUUCCUGAAGCUGCAUGACCCAACCUCCAUCAACAGGAGCAAGGUUCCAUGCAUCUUAGUGCACAGAGUACACAGAAACAGAUUUCUAGAGAGCCCUGGUAUAUAUACCAUCCCUACAUGCACACUUGCCUGUCAUAAUGAUAGACAGUUCAUCUCUUAAUAAACUGGAAUGAGCAACUGACUUAUGUGUUCUUCCUCACAUGGACAGAAGUAGAGUUUAUGGGGUGGAGGAGAGAGAGAGAAAAUGAGGAAACUUGUCCAUGAAUACAGAACCAGAGAAGAUAACUAGUUAGAGGUUCUACAAACGGAUCCCUUAGAGCUGCUUCCACAUUUGUUAACUCUUGUAUAGAUUUCUGUGGCUGAGGCAAAAUAAAGUUGACUGAAGGGACAUACUCGUAUGUGCUCUGAGGAGGCAACAGAGAGCAUGCACAUGCACACAGUUAGUAGAAAGGAAGGUGGAAGGCAUACAAUGACGUGUAGAAAAAAGGAGGGGUGCGAACCCUGAAUGCCAAAG
Molecule: messenger RNA, 6589 nt
Organism: Rhineura floridana
Lineage: Eukaryota; Metazoa; Chordata; Lepidosauria; Squamata; Rhineuridae
Gene: GGT7
Product: gamma-glutamyltransferase 7
Exons: 15
Coding region: 60-2090 (676 amino acids)
Biological process (GO): glutathione catabolic process
Cellular component (GO): plasma membrane
Molecular function (GO): glutathione gamma-glutamate hydrolase
Source: RefSeq, a predicted model, not a curated record